This is a messenger RNA of Lytechinus variegatus (green sea urchin), 565 nucleotides long. RefSeq names its product cell adhesion molecule 1-like. Bases 89 to 550 code for a protein of 153 amino acids. Lineage: Eukaryota; Metazoa; Echinodermata; Echinoidea; Temnopleuroida; Toxopneustidae. The record is from RefSeq and is a predicted model, not a curated record. The transcript has 3 exons. Gene Ontology annotation, cellular component: adherens junction. Gene Ontology annotation, biological process: heterophilic cell-cell adhesion; homophilic cell-cell adhesion.
UUGGAAUUAAACAAUUGAUCGUGUUUGACCAUUAUUGUGCAGACGUAAACAAAAUUUCUCUCUGCUUGGACAUCUGUAAUUGGAUAUAAUGGAGCUUAUUGCAACGGUACACGUUGCGUUUAUCGUCUCAUUAUUAUUUUCAGUGAUUAAAUUGAUAACAUGCCAGGGACAAGUCCAGACCCCACCCACAGUGUCUGUUACAGAAGGUGAAACAGCUACGAUAAGUUGCCAAUUUGACCGUUCAGCAGAACUUGUUGGAUUGGAAUGGAAAAGAGGGGAAGAUGCGAAUAGUGCAGAUGAUCUUAUCAGAUUAUUCAAAGGAAGAAAAAUGCCUCCCAGUGAUCCUAGGUUUGAUAUGACUAGUGAUUAUGCUUUGACUAUUAAUGGGACUACCCUGGCAGACAACGGCAUUUAUUGGUGUCAGGUAACGUUGCUAGGUGUCUUCCAAUCAGCGACAAACCUCACAGUAUUACCAGGUAGGAUUUUUUUUAUAAUACAUAUAUGUCGGGGGUUAAAAACUCAAGUACCGGUAAUAUUUGGGGAGACUUGAAAUUAAAACUAAUAC